AUGAAAUUUUUGAUUUCCAUUUUUUUUAUAUUUUUGUUUAUAUUAUUUUCAUUUUUAUUUUCUAUUUUUCUUCUUUUCUUCUUUCAUUCCUUUUCUUCUUUCAUUCUUUUUCUUCGUAUAUUUCUUUUUCAUUUCCUCACAGUUUGUUCGUUACUAGUUGAGGAUUUCCUUAUCUUAGUAUUUAAUGAAGCCUCUCUUUUCUUUCUCUUUUCUUUUUUUAAUUCUAUUAGCGUCCUGUACUUCCUGCCAUCAAUUUUUAUCCUUAAUAGCCCCCGGGAUAUCCCUUGCUUCACAUAUCUGUUGCGUCAUAUUUAUUUUGCUUCAUAUCAAAGUUGCCGCAUAUAUCUGUUGCUUCAUAACUCCGUAACUUCAUAUAUCUUUUGCCUUUCAUUCCUGUUACCUCACAUAUCUGUUGUCAUAUCUCUAUUGCCUCACAUUUCUUACCUGAUAUCUCUUGCUUCACAUAUCUCUUGCUUCAUAUUUACGUUGCUUCUCAUCCAUUUUACCUUCUAUCUCUGUUCUCUCAUAUCUCUCUUGCUUCGUAUCACCGUAGCUUCAUAUAUGUUUUGCUUCCCAUUCCCUGUUACUUCACAUCUCUGUUGCUUCAUAUCUCCAUUACCUCGUAUCUCUCGCUUCACAUAUCAGUUGCCUCAUAUUUACGUUGCUUCCUAUCACUGUUGUCUCAUAUAUCUAUUGCUUCAUAUCUCCGUAAUUUCAUAUAAUUUUGCUUCACAUCCCUGUUACCCCACAUUCCUAUCGCCUUAUAUCUCUGUUGCUUCAUAUCUCUGUUACCUGAUAUCUUUUGUCUCACAUAUAUGUCGCCCCAUAUUUAGGAUGCUUCAUAUUCCUGUUACCUCACAUCUCUGUCGCUUCAUAUCUUCGUAG
Molecule: messenger RNA, 885 nt
Organism: Acanthosepion pharaonis
Lineage: Eukaryota; Metazoa; Mollusca; Cephalopoda; Sepiida; Sepiidae
Source: the annotation of a GenBank genome assembly